CACGCGCCCCGCGAACUACCGCGCAGGAAAGCGCACAGAACCGUCAGCGGUCGCUAUCGGAAGGCACCCUGCUGGUUCCCCUUCCGCUCCACCCAAGGACUUCCGCUUUGAGCCGUCAAUAUGGACGCGGCGGCAGUCGGGCGGAGCGCCCUCUGAACAGCCACGGAGGCGCUGCUUCUAUGCGGCUGCAGUCGCGCUUCCCCGCCCCCCUCGCCUCCCCCCCUCUCCCCCCAGCUCCUCGCUCUGGUCCCUGGGGCCCGCAGGCUCAGCGCUACAUGGGGGCGGGCCUCUGCGGCCAGCGCUCGGUUUCCUGUUUAGAGGCUGCGGAGCCGUAGGCGGCGGCGUCUCAGCCCUGCGCCCGCUUCGGCGCGGCGACCGAGAGCCCGGGAGGCUCAAGGGCUCCGUUUUGUGCCGCUGUGCCGAACCUGGCUCUGCGCCGCCAUGGCUCCAGUGCAGCUGGAGAACCACCAGCUGGUCCCGCCCGGAGGCGGCGGCGGAGGUAGCAGCGGCCCCGCGUCAGCCCCAGCUCCUCCUCCCGCUGGAGCCGCCGUGGCGGCAGCCGCCGCGGCUGCGGCCAGCCCUGGCUACCGACUGAGCACUCUCAUCGAAUUUCUGCUGCACCGGGCCUACUCUGAGCUCAUGGUGUUGACGGAUCUAUUGCCAAGGAAAUCUGAUGUGGAAAGGAAAAUAGAAAUAGUACAGUUUGCUAGCCGGACACGUCAACUCUUCGUUCGAUUAUUAGCUUUAGUGAAGUGGGCUAAUAAUGCUGACAAAGUGGAAAAAUGUGCGAUGAUCUCAAGCUUUUUAGAUCAGCAAGCCAUCCUAUUUGUGGACACUGCUGAUCGCCUGGCCUCGUUAGCUAGAGAUGCUCUGGUCCAUGCACGCCUGCCUAGUUUUGCCAUCCCAUAUGCCAUUGAUGUACUGACUACUGGCUCCUACCCACGGCUGCCAACUUGUAUUAGGGAUAAAAUUAUUCCUCCAGAUCCAAUUACCAAAAUUGAGAAACAAGCCACACUUCAUCAACUUAAUCAGAUUCUUAGACAUCGGCUUGUAACUACAGAUCUUCCGCCUCAGCUGGCAAAUCUUACAGUUGCAAAUGGGCGUGUCAAGUUUCGAGUUGAAGGAGAAUUUGAAGCCACCUUGACAGUGAUGGGAGAUGACCCUGAUGUUCCAUGGCGUCUUCUCAAGCUAGAAAUUCUGGUUGAGGAUAAGGAAACAGGAGAUGGACGAGCUUUGGUUCAUAGUAUGCAAAUCAACUUUAUCCAUCAGCUGGUGCAGUCGAGGCUCUUCGCUGAUGAGAAACCUCUUCAGGACAUGUACAACUGUCUACAUUCUUUCUGCUUAUCACUUCAGUUAGAAGUGUUACACUCCCAGACUCUAAUGUUAAUCCGGGAGCGAUGGGGAGACCUUGUGCAGGUAGAAAGGUAUCACGCUGGAAAGUGCCUUUCCCUCUCUGUUUGGAAUCAACAGAUUCUUGGUAGAAAAACAGGGACAGCAUCUGUUCACAAAGUUACAAUUAAAAUUGAUGAGAAUGAUGUCUCCAAGCCUUUACAGAUUUUUCAUGAUCCUCCUUUGCCAGCUUCUGAUUCCAAAUUAGUAGAAAGAGCCAUGAAGAUUGACCACUUAUCAAUAGAAAAACUCCUGAUUGACAGUGUCCAUGCAAGAGCUCAUCAGAAGCUCCAGGAACUGAAGGCCAUUCUUAAAGGCUUCAAUGCCAAUGAAAACUCUUCCAUAGAGACUGCACUUCCAGCACUUGUUGUUCCCAUCUUGGAGCCCUGUGGUAAUUCGGAGUGCCUGCACAUUUUUGUAGAUUUGCAUUCUGGAAUGUUCCAGUUGAUGCUCUAUGGACUUGACCAAACCACUCUGGAUGACAUGGAGAAAUCUGUCAAUGAUGACAUGAAACGGAUCAUUCCUUGGAUUCAGCAACUUAAGUUUUGGCUUGGACAGCAGCGUUGUAAACAAUCUAUAAAACAUCUGCCUACAAUAAGCAGUGAAACAUUGCAGCUUUCCAAUUACUCAACUCAUCCUAUUGGAAAACUUUCUAAGAAUAAGCUGUUCAUUAAACUUACCCGACUUCCACAAUACUACAUUGUUGUAGAGAUGCUGGAGGUUCCAAAUAAGCCUACGCAGCUGUCAUACAAGUACUACUUCCUGUCUGUGAGUGCUGCAGAUCGUGAAGAUGGCCCUGUUAUGGCACUGCUGCUGCAGCAGUUCAAGGAAAACAUUCAGGACAUGAUUUUCCGGAAACCUGGGAAACAGACCAGAACUGGUACCAAGCGCAAGUUGUCUGAGGAUUCAUGUCCAGUAGAAUCCAAGAAAACCAAACGAUCAGGAGAAACGUGUGCCUUCAAUAAAGUUCUAGCUCACUUUGUUGCUAUGUGUGAUACAAACAUGCCAUUCGUAGGACUUCGGUUGGAGUUGUCCAAUCUGGAGAUCCCACACCAAGGAGUGCAAGUGGAAGGUGAUGGCUUCAGCCACGCUAUUCGCUUAUUAAAAAUUCCUCCCUGUAAGGGUGUAAAUGAGGAAACCCAAAAGGCUCUGGAUCGCUCUCUUCUUGAUUGCACUUUCCGAUUACAAGGUAGAAAUAACCGCACAUGGGUGGCAGAGUUAGUGUUUGCAAACUGUCCACUUAAUGGCACUUCUACCAGGGAGCAAGGACCAUCCCGGCAUGUUUACCUGACAUAUGAAAAUCUGUUGUCUGAACCUGUUGGUGGUAGAAAAGUGGUUGAAAUGUUCCUUAAUGACUGGAACAGCAUUGCACGAUUAUAUGAGUGUGUGUUGGAAUUUGCACGUUCUCUACCAGAUAUACCUGCUCAUCUCAAUAUUUUCUCAGAAGUUCGUGUUUAUAAUUACCGAAAACUUAUCUUGUGUUAUGGAACCACCAAGGGAAGCUCAAUUAGUAUCCAGUGGAACUCCAUCCACCAGAAAUUCCAUAUUUCUUUGGGAACAGUUGGCCCAAAUUCAGGUUGCAGUAACUGCCACAAUACCAUUCUCCAUCAGCUUCAAGAAAUGUUCAACAAAACACCAAAUGUGGUUCAGUUAUUACAGGUACUGUUUGAUACUCAGGCUCCAUUAAAUGCCAUUAACAAACUCCCCACUGUGCCGAUGUUGGGCCUGACCCAGAGAACCAACACUGCCUACCAGUGCUUCUCCAUUCUGCCACAGUCAUCCACCCACAUCAGACUGGCCUUCAGGAACAUGUACUGCAUUGACAUAUACUGCCGGAGUCGAGGCGUGGUGGCAAUACGGGAUGGUGCCUAUAGUCUUUUUGAUAACAGCAAGUUAGUUGAAGGUUUUUAUCCUGCACCAGGACUAAAGACGUUCCUGAAUAUGUUUGUUGACAGCAAUCAGGAUGCUCGGAGAAGGUCUGUAAAUGAGGAUGAUAAUCCCCCUUCUCCUAUAGGAGGAGAUAUGAUGGACUCUUUAAUAUCACAGCUCCAGCCGCCACCCCAGCAGCAGCCAUUUCCAAAGCAGCCGGGAACAUCAGGAGCUUAUCCCCUUACUUCACCCCCUACAUCUUAUCACAGCACAGUUAAUCAGUCUCCCUCUAUGAUGCACACACAGUCUCCAGGAAAUCUGCAUGCUGCCAGCUCCCCCAGUGGGGCUUUGAGAGCCCCAUCACCAGCGUCAUUUGUUCCAACUCCUCCCCCAUCCUCGCAUGGAAUCUCAAUAGGACCAGGGGCCAGUUUUGCUAGUCCGCAUGGAGCUCUCGAUCCUAGUUCCCCUUACACUAUGGUAUCACCAAGUGGACGAGCAGGGAACUGGCCAGGGUCUCCUCAAGUGUCAGGCCCUUCAACAGCCACACGUUUGCCUGGAAUGUCACCAGCUAACCCAUCACUACAUUCUCCAGUUCCAGAUGCUUCUCACUCUCCUCGAGCUGGAACAAGUUCCCAAACAAUGCCAACAAACAUGCCUCCACCUCGUAAACUACCUCAGCGCUCUUGGGCAGCAUCCAUACCAACCAUCCUCACUCACAGUGCCUUGAACAUUUUACUGCUGCCCUCGCCAACGCCAGGCCUUGUGCCUGGCCUGGCAGGGAGUUACCUUUGUUCCCCACUUGAGAGAUUCCUUGGAUCAGUCAUCAUGAGACGACACCUUCAAAGAAUUAUUCAACAAGAAACGCUACAGCUGAUAAAUUCCAAUGAACCUGGAGUGAUCAUGUUUAAAACUGAUGCACUAAAAUGCAGAGUAGCCCUUAGUCCCAAAACCAACCAGACCCUUCAGCUAAAAGUGACACCGGAAAAUGCAGGACAGUGGAAACCUGAUGAACUUCAAGUUUUGGAGAAAUUCUUUGAGACAAGAGUUGCAGGACCACCGUUUAAAGCCAAUACAUUAAUAGCCUUCACCAAACUAUUAGGAGCACCUACACACAUCCUCAGGGACUGUGUGCAUAUUAUGAAGCUAGAGCUGUUCCCUGACCAGGCAACACAGCUAAAAUGGAAUGUUCAGUUUUGCCUGACGAUCCCUCCCAGCGCACCGCCAAUUGCACCUCCUGGGACGCCUGCUGUGGUGCUGAAAUCCAAAAUGCUAUUUUUUCUUCAACUAACUCAGAAAACAUCGGUCCCUCCCCAAGAACCUGUUAGUAUUAUAGUUCCAAUCAUUUAUGACAUGGCUUCAGGUACAACCCAGCAGGCAGACAUUCCCAGACAGCAGAACUCUUCUGUUGCUGCUCCCAUGAUGGUCAGCAGCAUUCUGAAGAGGUUUGCAGAGAUGAAUCCACCACGACAAGGUGAAUGCACAAUAUUUGCAGCUGUUCGUGAUUUAAUGGCUAAUCUUACACUGCCCCCUGGUGGGCGUCCAUAGAUACUAUUGUUUUUAAACCAGGAAGGCUGACAAAUGAGACAAAACAACCAAAAAAAAGUCUGAAUUCAGCCUUCAGUUUAAAAAAGAAAAAGGACUUUUUUUUAUUUUAAGAGCUAACUAUUCUAAACUGGCAAAAAAUUUCAGGGUGCACUUCUUUCUUCAAAAAGAUCAUCAAUCUUUUGUAUAAUGAACUUGUAUAGUGUGUUUAAAUGGGACACGUUUCAAACUAGGUAAUAUAUCAGUGUCCACUUGCCAGUAAUAGAGUUAAUAUUCUGUUUUAUACUAUAAAGUUAUGAAAAUGCCAAACUUGUUUAUUUAAUUGUUUUCUUAUGUUUUGGGUGUAAUAGUCCUUUUUUAUUUUUGUUUUGUUUUUUAAGGCAGGUCUGUCAUUUUUGAAUACUGUAAAACUGUGAUAAACUUUAUAUUGAAGCUGUAUUUUAAUAUGACCGCUUUGAAUCCUUACAUGAAAAUGUUCUGGGAGUUGUUAUAAACACAUCCCAAAGAAGCAAUAUUUAAUAAAACUAGGUUAAAAAAAAAAGA
Messenger RNA from Heterocephalus glaber (naked mole-rat), 5343 nucleotides. RefSeq names its product mediator complex subunit 14 (gene Med14). Gene Ontology annotation, molecular function: transcription coregulator activity. NCBI's taxonomy places the organism in Eukaryota, Metazoa, Chordata, Mammalia, Rodentia, Bathyergidae. The record is from RefSeq and is a predicted model, not a curated record. Gene Ontology annotation, cellular component: mediator complex; core mediator complex. Gene Ontology annotation, biological process: regulation of transcription by RNA polymerase II.